Monosiga brevicollis MX1 is the source of this 3090-nucleotide messenger RNA. RefSeq lists its product as uncharacterized. The transcript has 4 exons. The record is from RefSeq and is a predicted model, not a curated record. The annotation marks the transcript as partial. Gene Ontology annotation, biological process: regulation of GTPase activity. NCBI's taxonomy places the organism in Eukaryota, Choanoflagellata, Craspedida, Salpingoecidae.
AUGCUCGAGCUCAUCAAAAUUGAACCCACUGGCUUGGGCCUCACCGUGCGCGAGACAGUGAAGGAGGCUCUCAGCUCGGAGCUGCACGCCGUCCUUGUCCCGGGCCUGCUCGACUACAUUCACCACACGUGCCAGGAUGUUUUUGAGGCGGAUCAACGUGAGAAUCGCAUCAGCAGCCAGGGUCUGGCGUACCUGGAACAGGUCAUUCCUACCGUUCGCAAGCUUCUCGACAUGGACACGUCCAAGCACCUGCAGUACUUGGCCCUGGCCGAGGUUGAGCCCCUGAUGGACGUUUUCAUGGACCAUCUCCGCCUUUCCACCGACAACCAGGACGCCAUCAAGGUCAAGACGUGGUUUUGCAAGCUGGUGUCGCGAGUCAUGGCUCUGCGUGACACCAUCAGCUUUCGACACGAGAUCAAAUUUCGCAAUCGCACCAUGGACAAACUGCUAGCGUUUGUGUCCACUGCGGAGACGACGCGGCCCACGGGCAGCGAGAUUGCCUCGGUCGAGCUGGAUGUCAGCUGCGUUAGCGCCAUGAGCGACCUACUCCUGGGCCUCCCUCUGCAGCCCGUGGAAGACGCACCCAAAGAUCGAGUCGCCGCCAAAAGCCGCCUCUUCCUCAAGUACUUCACGUUUCUCAUGAAUUUGACGAACCGUUGCAAUCGCUUGGAGUCUGAGGGAUCCGAGCGACCCGGCCGCACGCGGUUGCCUUCGCGUGUCUUGCGUUCCUUUGAUGGGCUCCGCGAGCAGACCACAUCGGCCAUGUCCCAUCUCUUGGCAGCCAACGUCGAAGUUGGCCUGGGCCAUGCCAUCGGCAUGGGCUAUCAUUUUGAUCCAGGGGUGCGCCUGGCCUUUACGGAAGUGCUCAAUCGCGUUCUUCAAUCGGGGGCUGAAUUCGACACUUUGGCAGAGAGCGUUCUGAGCGAUCGUUACGGCAAGCUGGUUGAUCUAUGCCUGGACCCCAGCCUGGCCAUUCCCAUUGCCCUGGCAUCUGUUGUGGAUACGGACGAGCUGGAUGAUCUCGCUGCCCUCUUGGUGGCUGUUUUUCAGAGCCGGCGCAGCCUGCUGAUGCUAUGUGGGGGCUUGGUGCGCCAGGAAGUGACCCGCUCGCAGAACGCAGGCACCCUUCUUCGCCGAAAUAGCUUAGCCACCAAAGUGGUGGCUCACGCGUUUCGAGUGCUGGACAACGGAUACCUAUACAACACACUGGGGCCCGUGCUGCAGGACCUCAUUGCGGAUGAACGCUGCUACGAGCUUGACCCCAACCGUACUCCACAGCAAACGCCCGAGGAGCUGAAUCAAAGCCGCCACAACGUCGAAGACCUCUGCACUGCUAUCCUUACUCGCCUACGUGAUAGCAUUGAAGAUAUGCCGACCUCGCUCCGUGGCAUCCUGAUGGUAGUGCGCGCUGCCGUGGCCAGCCAAUUUCCUGAAGCUGAGCUCGGCGCCGUGGGAGCAAUCGUCUUUUUGCGCUACAUUUCACCUGCGAUUGUGAGCCCUGUGCAACAGGGGCUGCUGCCCGACAGCACGCGGUUGCCGCUCAACGUGCUGCGCGCACUUUUGUUUGCAUCAAAGGUGCUGCAGAACAUUGCCAACGGCUUGCAGUUUGCCAGCGUCAAAGAGCCGCACAUGCAAGGCCUCAACCCCUUUGUCAACGGGGAGUUUGAUCCCAUGAACCGCUAUCUCAAUGCACUCUCCGCUCUAGAUGAAGCCACCGUGAGCAAUGAAGAUGCUGCAGAGGACCCCACGCUGGUUCUCAAGGAAUCAGACGUCUUGGCCUUACAUCGCGUCUUGCACUCGUACUCGGAGCGCCUUGGCCGGGACCCGGCGAGCCUGCAGUCGGCCGUGCGUGGUGGCAGUGGCUCGGUACUCGACCAAGUUAACACGCUGCUAGUACAGCUUGGGGACCCGCCAAAAUCCAAGAGCAACGAUCGCCGCUAUUCGUAUAGCGCGACUGUGGAUGAAAAUAAGAAACUUGAGGACUUUUUGGCGCGUCACAAGUUCCUCGCCACCCCGACAGACGAGAUUGAGGCUCGCAACCUCUUUUAUCGGCGCGGGACCACGGAGGAUCACCGCCCCGUGUUCUAUUACAUCGCGCGCCGCUAUAUGACGGGGGAACUGGAUGCGGAGCACAUUAUGUACCACGCACUGCUGACCCUAAAGCCCGUGAUCAGCGGGCCUUUUGAGCUGGUUGUGGACCUCACGCAGUUUAGCCGUGCCAAUGAGCCCAGUGGACCGGCCCUCGAGCAGUUUGCAGGACUCAUUCCGCCGUCGCUGACUCAAAACUUGCGUCGCGUGUAUGUGCUCAAUGCGCCGCGUGCUUUCUUGGGACUGGCCAAGCGGCUCAAUCGCUACGUGCUCGGUUCCAAGUUUCACAAGAAGGUGGCCUUUGUCAAUCUGCCAGAGCUGCAAGCCCAGAUUCCCAAGCUUCAGCUCCCAGCCUCGACGUUGCGACUACUGGAUGCGCCCGAGCAUUUCACCAACGUCAGCCUGCUAGGCACCAACAAGCGUGCCACUCCCGUGCAAGUGCGGGUCGGUGAGACUGGCCUGCAGAUUCAAUUCACUGAGCGCGUCAAGGUUCUGCACCAGAUGGCACAGCUGACCGAUGUACAUGCGACGGAGGAUAUUAGCGAGCUCGUUCUUCCCGCAGCCGACGACGGUCCCAUGACGAUUGAAUAUGCUCGUGGUGCCGAUGUGCUCAGCCUUGUGGCAGCCGUCCCCGUCAUGGAGCGCUUGAGUAAGGCCGUGGCCGAGGUGCUGCGCCGGCACAAGCUCUCCAAGCCUGAAAUCAGCUCAGAGUGGAAGGUCAUGCGGCCGUCUGCCGUGCCCGGCACGCUUCUCAACAUGGCCCUCCUCAACCUGGGCUCAGCACAACCCAAGCUUCGAUUGGCCGCCUAUAAUCUCUUGGCAGCGGUUACCACAACCUUUGACUUUAACAUCAACAAUCAAUUGCUCGAGGCGCUCGGUCUGGCCAUUCCCGAAAAUAAUUCUAGCUUUAUCAUCAGCGUGUCGGAGCGCCUGGCUGGCCAAGAGCCCAAGCUCACAAGCGAGUUUUUGGACGAGUGCCUCGCGGGCCUCAGCACCUCCACC